AUGGCUAGAAGAGCAUGGAAGAAAUCGUAUUUCCAUGAUAGUGGGAGUUGCACGUACAGGGACGUUAAGAUAGUACUUUUCUUCUUCAGAAUCAUAGGACUUGCGCCUUUUGACAGCAUACGGAAUAAUUUCUCGGAAACGAUCAGUGAUAAGCGUCAUAGCGAGACUGAAGUGUCCGUGAAGUUUGUGCUGUCUCGUUUUUGUUUGAUCUACAACGUUUUUCUUAGCGUAGCCGACAUACCGUUGAGUAUCAUUUGCAUUCGAAACCUCCUUAAUACUCAGUAUCCACAUAAGACAUCUCUCACACUGGCCAUUGACGUGGCUCAAGCAGGUUUCGGUGUGACAUUUAUGAACGCACUCUGGUUACUCACAUCGAUCAAACGCAAUCACAUGGCAGAUCUGCUAAACCGUUUGGUAGAAGUAAAUUCCACCAUUUGUCGUGUGACUAAUUCAUAUAACAUUGGCAUACGUCGGUUACACGUAAUCGGCGUUUCUACUGGACUGAUAAUCAUUUGGAUCGUUCUUAUUGUAUGUGAUGCAGAGGCCAGCAGGACCAUGAUCCUUGAUUGGUUCAAUGACAUUGCACCAGCUUUUGUUAGGGCUCACUUCAUCUUGCAAUACGCUCUGAUGCUCAAAUUUAUUGAAAUACAAUACAGAAAUCUGAACGGCGCUAUCAUCAAAAUAUCAAGAUCUUCAACCAUCAGGGGCUCUCGUUCGGUCAUCAUCCACGGUGGAAUGGCUUUGAUGAACACCGAUUAUUGCCCAAAAAUAACCGACUUUAGACGUUUACACAAUAUUCUAUACGUGAUCGGAUUGGAUGUCGCAGAAUUUUAUUCAAUGCCGAUACUGUUUAUCAUACCUCUGAGUUGCGUCCAAAUUAUUUACAAUGCUUAUUGGAGUUUGAUGCCAUUGACACUCAGCCUGGACAUCGACCCCACGUUUGUUGUAGCCAGUGCGAUAAUUUGGGUUUUGGUACUAAUCAUUCCGAUCGCCAUUCUUGCAAAAAAUGUCGACAGUGUGACCGCUGAGGGAACAUUCACUACUAGUCUUGUGUUUAUGGAUUCACAGAUGAAGAACACGUCCGAUGCUAUUUAUAAGGUGCUCGACGGAUGCAAUUUAAGUCGAGAAGACAAAGCUGAGCUCGAGCAGUUCUCUGUAGAAUUGUUACAUCGUAAAAUUGAGUUUAGCGCCUACGGCCUAUUCCUUCUUGACUGUUCCCUAGUGCACUCGAUAUUCAGUUCAACCAUCACCUACCUCGUGAUCCUCUUACAGUUUCAAAUCUCAGCAGUGAACCCGGAGACAUCAGAGAAACCGGAGCAAGCCUCGAGCGAGCCGGCUAAAUCACUAGUGGUUGAUUGAUGAAUGAUCAACUUUUGGGACUCCAUUCUUUGGAUUUGCAUAACACAGACUGAAUAUUCAAAAAUAUUCGUA
Venturia canescens is the source of this 1431-nucleotide messenger RNA. Its product is annotated as putative gustatory receptor 28a. The coding region runs from base 1 to 1359 and encodes 452 amino acids. Lineage: Eukaryota; Metazoa; Arthropoda; Insecta; Hymenoptera; Ichneumonidae. Gene Ontology annotation, cellular component: axon; membrane; dendrite. The transcript has 4 exons. Gene Ontology annotation, biological process: chemosensory behavior; male courtship behavior; sensory perception of taste. The record is from RefSeq and is a predicted model, not a curated record.